Messenger RNA from Vitrella brassicaformis, 1476 nucleotides. The record is from the annotation of a GenBank genome assembly. NCBI's taxonomy places the organism in Eukaryota, Vitrellaceae.
AUGGUGCGUCGAUCUUCUGCAUUCAUCGCUCCUCCUCUUCCCCGCGCCACACCGGCGUCGAGAGGGGCCCUGACACGCACAAUCGCAAAAGAGGUGCGUGCGACGCACGCACACCUGGCACACACGUAGGUCUAGUCGUGUGUGUCAUCCUUUCAGAGUGAUGGUGAGGAGCAGCCGAUGCCGAGCAACCCUGAUGGUGUGCCAGCAGGUGCGUCCAUACCAGACACAAAUACAUACAUGAGAGGGAGAGAGAGGCGAAUCCAUCCACACACACACACACAUCUGUGUGUCUGUGUGCCGAUUGACUGCUUGAUGUGCGUGAUCCGUGCGUAUCCGUGUGUAUGGUUCAAUCGUUUAGGCAUGCCAACGAAGUGUGGUGAUUCGGAGAUUUAUGGGAGAUCAGACGAGGAGGUGCGCCUGGGCCUUUCCCCGUUGCCCAGGGUCACGCUCUCACCGGAAUUCGUCCAACGACACAAAUCCGUCAUUUCCAGAAGGACUCGCCGGUGAGUGCCUCGUCCCAGAUCAACCAACACCUCAAGUUUGCAAAGCGUGUGUGUGUAGCUGCCCUACGGUGUGCCUCAAGGAUAGGAAUCUGCUCUUGGUGGUUUUCUACGUCUGGCCGUUGCUGGAGCAAAUGAUAUUCCAGGUGUGUAGUCACCGCACAACACACACACACGCACACACACACACAGGACACCCACACGGAUGGAUGGGUGUGUGCAUCAAUCAGCGCCGCCUGUGUGUGUGUGUGUGUGUGUGUGUGUGUGUUGGACAGACAGACUGGCGCAUCUACGCGAAGGUAAGCCACACAUGCAGACAAAGAUCCGGGUGGGAUGGUGUGUAUUGGGGGAUGAAUUCGCUGUCGACAGCCUUACGACCAGGACAACCAUGACGCCACGUCGGUGUCGUUCCUGGUCGGCAAGGACAGGGCCUAUCGGAGGCACAUUUGGGUGAUGGCCGGCGACGAUCGCGAGGAGCUGGAAGGGACAAAGUCACCGCAAGAGCUCCUGAGGAGCCGCCUAGUGCGACAGGCGAUCAGAUACGGCUGCAUUGUGGACGUGGCCCUUAAAAACAUGGACUUUUUAUCGCUACAACGACAAGAACUUUCUGCAGAAGAUCAGAGAGUUUGACCACGAUGACAGUCAGACGAUAGAGGGCCAGCCGCAGGAGAUAGUGGACUUCAUGGCAGAGCUGCUGCACAAGAACGACCAAACCUCCCCUUCGGCACAUGGGAGGAAGUCAUGGUCGAGGAGCAGAGCAGGUGCGCGUGUCCUCAGGCAGGCACGCGGGCAGACAGGCAGAGAGAGAGAGAGAGAGGGAGGAAAGAGUAAGAGGAGAGAAGCCACAUACACGUGGGUGCGUGAGUGAAUGUCUGUUCAACGCAUCUAUAAUGCGUUUGCAGAAUACUGGAUUUGCAGGAUGAGGCAAGAGAAAGGUUUGGAAUAUAAGCUGAGAAAGGUUUGGAGCCAUGACUGA